UUCUCUGUCGUCUAGAGAAGAAAUGGCGCAGCAAAUGUUUCAGCUGGACGGAGAAAAACUGAGCUGUUCAAUCUGUUUGGAUCUUCUGAAGGGUCCGGUGACUAUUCCUUGUGGGCACAGUUAUUGCAUGAGCUGUAUUAAAGACUACUGGGAUGGGGAAGAUCAGAAGAGAAUCUACAGCUGCCCUCAGUGCAGGCAGAUCUUCACACCGAGGCCUGUCCUGAUGAAAAACAUCAUGUUUGCAGAGUUAGUGGAGGAAGUAAAGAAAGUGGGACUCACAACUUCUUCACCUGAUCGAUGCUAUGCGGGACCUGGAGAUGUGGCCUGUGAUUUCUGCACUGAGAGAAAGCUGAAAGCUGUCAAGUCCUGUCUGGUGUGUAUGGUCUCUUACUGUGAGCAACACCUCCAGCCUCACUACAAUAUAGUACCGUUGAAGAAACACAAGCUGGUUGAAGCCACUUCAGAGCUUCAGGAGAACAUCUGCUCUCGCCAUGACGAGGUGAUGAAGAUUUUUUGCCGCACUGAUCAACAGUGUAUCUGUAUACUUUGCUCCAUGGAGGAACACAAAGGCCACGAUACAGUCUCAGCUGCAGCAGAAAGAGCUGAAAGGCAGACACAGCUGGGAGCAACUCAGCAAAAAAUCCAACAGAGAAUCCAGGACCGAGAGAACGACGUGAAAGUGCUUCAACAAGAGGUGGUGGCUAUCAAUCUUUCUGCUGAUAAGACUGUGACUGACAGUGAGAAAAUCUUCAAGGACUUGAUCUAUCUCAUUGAGAAAAGAAGCUCAGAAGUGAAGCAGCAGAUCAAAUCUCAGCAGAAAACUGAAGUAAGUCGAGUUAAAGAGCUUGAGGAAAAAAUGCAGCAGGAGAUAAGUGAGCUGAGGAGGAAACAUGCUGAGAUGGACCAGCUCUCACACACAGAAGAUCACCUCCAUUUUCUGAACUACCCCUCGCUCUCUCAAGUGAGUGAAUCUACAGAUUUACCCAGCAUCAAUAUCUGUCCUCUCCGGUACUUUGAAGAUGUGACUACAGCUGUAUCAGAGGCCAGAGAUAAACUGCAGGCUGUUCUGAGUGAAGGAUGGCCAAAAAUCUCACAGACAAUGACUGAAGUAGAUGUUUUACUGGCACGAGACGAGCCCAUGACCAGAGCUGAGUUCUUGAAAUAUUCACAUCAAAUCACACUGGAUCCUAAUACAGCAAACAUAUACUUGUCGCUGUGUGAGAGCAACAGAAAAGCAACAAUAAUGACAAUAAAACAGAUUUAUUCAGCUCACCCAGACCGAUUCUUAGAGAGGUGGCAGGUCCUUAGUAGAGAAGGUUUAACAGGACGUUGUUACUGGGAGGUGGAGUGGAGUGGGGUGGUUAUUAUAGCAGUCGCAUACAAGGAUAUUAGCCGAACAGGGACCAGGGAUGAAUGUGGAUUUGGACACAAUGAAAAGUCAUGGUCAUUAGAAUGUGACAGCACAGGUUAUAAAUUCAGACAUAACAAUAUCUGUACUCCCAUCUCAGGCCCUCUGUCCUCCAGAGUCGGGGUGUACCUCAAUCACCGGGCAGGUACUCUGUCUUUCUACAGUGUUUCUGAAACCAUGACUCUUCUCCACAGAGUCCAGGCCAGGUUCACUCAGCCUCUCUAUCCCGGACUUUGGUUUCAAAAUUCUAGUGGAGGCACUGCUGAGUUGUGUGAGCUGAAGUAUAAAUGAAUUAUCACACUAUGAGAUUUUGG
This is a messenger RNA of Scomber scombrus (Atlantic mackerel), 1722 nucleotides long. Its product is annotated as tripartite motif-containing protein 16-like. Gene Ontology annotation, molecular function: zinc ion binding; protein binding. The record is from RefSeq and is a predicted model, not a curated record. Bases 23 to 1699 code for a protein of 558 amino acids. The transcript has a single exon. NCBI's taxonomy places the organism in Eukaryota, Metazoa, Chordata, Actinopteri, Scombriformes, Scombridae.